Messenger RNA from Closterium sp. NIES-65, 3360 nucleotides. The record is from the annotation of a GenBank genome assembly. NCBI's taxonomy places the organism in Eukaryota, Viridiplantae, Streptophyta, Zygnematophyceae, Desmidiales, Closteriaceae.
AUGGCAGAGAGUGCGUACUUCCUCUUCCAGGCCACAGGCAACCACACGUACCUGGAGAUCGGGAGGGAUAUUGCUGCAGCCCUCAACACAGUCACACGCACAGGUUGUGGGUUUGCAAGUGUUGGCGACGUGCAGACACAUCGCCUUGACGACCACAUGGAGUCAUUUCUGCUCUCUGAAACACUUAAGUGCCUCUACCUCCUCUUCUCCCCUCACAUUGACAUCGCCGCCCGGUUCGUGUUCUUCACAGAAGGUCAUCAUCCCCUCUCACCCGAAGCGGGUGUUCAUUCAUCUCAAACAACACUUGAUGUUACUCCUUGUUGUCUCCCUCCCACCAGGUACCUCUACCUCCUCUUCUCCCCUCACAUCGACAUCUCCGCCCGGUUCAUUUUCUCCACAGAAGGUCAUCUCCUGUCGCUGAACCUUCCCAGAAUCUUCCGUGUCGUCUGCCCGUCCGAAGACCACCCUGACAUGUCGCCAGCUGGCGACUGCCGAGUGGUUGCUGCCACUGCUGACAUGGAUGCUGACGUGGACACUGAUGUGGAUGCUGACAUGUCGCAAUCCCCCUUGCAGGCUCCAAACGAGGCACAGAAACCCCCGGAUGAAUCACAAAGACAACAGUCACAACCCCCCUUGCUCGAGAAGCAACAGCCCUCGUUUGAGUCACGCAAACCCUCGUCUGAAUCACGCAAGCCCUCGUUUGAGGCACGCGUGUGUGAGGACUCUCUUUCCGCCCUGGGCUCUCUAGUAGAUCCGGACUUGGCUUUAAGGCGACAGCUGGUUUGUGAGGCAGUGGUGGGGACGUUUGGGAGGGAUGAGCAUGGAGGAAAGGGGUGGUAUGGUGCAUGGGAGGACGAGGAUGAGGCGAGUGGGGAGGGGGAAGGAGGCGAGGAGGAAGCACGAGAGAAGGGAGAGGGGGAAGAAAGGAGGGAUGAGGUUGGGGAAAGGACGGAGGGAGAGGGUGGGGUUGGGAGAUUGAGAGAUGGAGCAGGGAGAGCAGGCGAAAAGGGAGAUGCCAAGAGUCCCAGCAGAACCCACCUGUGUGGUGCGUUUGCUUGUAUGGUUGUGUCCCCCCAUGCUUCCCCUUUGCUCCCUGCCCGCAUCCCUCUCCCCCCAUCCCUCACCAAUUCCCCUGGAGCACAAGAGCACGUGCAAGCCGCGCCGCGCUCCCCUGUGUGGUGCGCUUGGCUGGAUUCCCCCAACCCAGCACAAGUGUCCCCGUUCCUCUUUGCUUUUUCCCCCCCUUCCGCUUACAUUUCCCCCUAUUUCUCUCUGUUUCUCUCAGAGCACAAGGUCCCAGCAGCGCCCCCCUGUGUGGUGCGCCUGGUUAACUCCCCCCCACCCGAGAAUGACAGUUCCUCCGGACAUCAAACGAACGUGACUGUGCGAGAGGGUGAGGAAGAGAGAGGGGAAGAAGAGAGAGGGGUGAGAAAGAAUGGAGAGAGUGCGGAGGUGGGUGAGGGGGAGAGGGUAGCUGAUGGGGGAGGUGAGGGGAGCGGUGGCGGAAGAGGGGAAGGGGGGUGGGAAACGGAAAAGGGGAGGAGGGGAGGAGGAGAGGGGAGGGGGGGAAGAGGGAGGGGGCAGGAGCUUGUGGAUACUGUGAGUGUAAACCUGCCUGCAGGGGCUGCUGAGUUUGGCCCUUUCCUUGGGAAUGGUGAUGAUGGGGGUGAUGGUGGUGAUGGUGAUGGUGGGAGUUAUGGUGGUGGUAGUGGUGGUGGUGGUGAUGGUGAUGCUGGUGAUGACGAUGGUUAUGAAGCAUCCCCUAUACAAGCAUGUGUGGACCGCUUGUCGAAUCCUGGCGAGGUGAAAGGGCGGGUGGUGGUGGUGAUGCGUGGGGGAUGUUCCUUCCAACAGAAGGUGGUAGCAGCACAGAGAGCAGGCGCUGCUGCUGUGAUUGUUGUCAACCAUGUUAUGGGGGGAAGGGCGCUCAAUAUGGCACCUGAUGUUCCGGGUUCUGAUACUGUCACACAUGAAGGUGGGGUGUCAGAGGGUGGUGAAGGGACAAAUUCUGAUACAGUCACACCUGAUUCUGGAGUGUCGCAGGGUGGUGAAGGGACGGAUUCAGAAACAGUCACAACCGAUGGGCUGAUGGCAGCGGGUGAUGGAGUGUCAUCAGGAAAAGGCAACCCUUCAUCAGCAGCCGCAUCCGAAGAAGGAUCGGAAGCAGCAGGAGGAUCAGAGGUCCGGUGGUGCGUGGUGGAAGGUAGUUCCUCCUCUCUCUGCAAGAACCUCCUCUUACAGUCACACCCCGGCGGCGACGACAACACCUGUGACUCGGACCAAUCCCACCCACCGUGCUGGAAAUGCGUUCCGCGCGCCCUCGACCAGCACUGCUGGCGAGCGCUGCUGCUUCCGCACGCCGCUCCUGGCGCUGCUGACGUGGCGCUGCUGUCUCCGCCGUUGGAUCUUCUAAAAUCGGAUCUCGCAGAUGGCUUGCAGCAGACGCAGCAGCAGCAGAAGGAACAGCGAGAGCCGAGAUACCAGCAGCAACAGCGGGAAAAGCGGCGGGAUCAGGAGGGAGAGGAGGUACAGGUAGCUAGUGGCAAUGCAGGUGGGCAGCAGGGGCAGACGCAGUGGCAAAAGCCGUGGCAACAAAGAGUAGAGGGUCCAGUGGAUCAGGAACAGGCGCAGCGGAAAUCGAAGCAUGGGCAGCAGGAACAGCAGCAGCAGAGGCAGCAAGAACAGCAGCAACAGCAGCAGAACCAGAAGCAGAAGCAGAAGCAGACUCAGAGUAAGGCUCGACGGAGGAAAGCAAGGGGUGCCAAUAUACUAGCAGCAACGGCUGCUGGUGCUGGCGCUGCUGCUGCUGCUGCCAGAUAUGGCAACAUAACGAGCGGGUCAGUAGGGGUGAUUGUGACAGGCAGCAUGUGCGACAGAAUGCCAUACCUGCUGGCUCAGGUGGGGCUUGGAACGGAGGCGGAGGAGGUCUGGAAGCAGCAGGCUCGGCAGCAGGGGAAAGACUUGGUCGGGAACAUGCGUAUGUGCUCUGGAGAAGGGGUUAUCUCGUGCUUAAAUCUGCUGCAUGAGACGGAGCAGGCGACCAAAGAGGAGGGAGUGGAUAGCAGUAGCAGCGGUGGCAGCAGCGGUGGCAGCAGCAGCAGCAGCGGUGGCAGCAGCAGCAGCAGCAGCAGCAGCAGCAGCAGCAGCAGCGACAGCGGCAGCAGCAGAAGGGGGAAGCGGCCAGUGGUGGCACUCCUGUGGCUGGCAGGCAGCCACGUGGCGGAGCGUGAUUGGCAGGAGCUUCUGGCGGAGGUGAAUGAGAGCGGGUCGCUGCGGCUGCUGUGUGCUGAUGGCUCAUGCUCCGAUAUCCGCCUGGACUCGCUCUGCUGGUAUGCUACCCUCUGCCGUGACUGCAUGUGA